AUGGCGCGGCCGGCUUCCAAUUUUACCACUAGGGUCGCCACCCUGGAUGAUUUCGAGGGCAUCACAGCUGUUUACUUCGAUGCUUUCUCCGGCGGUUACAUCGGCAGCCGCUGCUUCCCCGCAGCACCGCGGUCCACCAUGGUGAUUGUGACGGACAAUGACUCCUCGCCUCCUGGGCGGGUCGUUGGUUUCGCCAAGUGGACGCGGCCCCAUUCAGAUGGCGAGGAGCCUUACCCGGAGAGUCACGAUCCCUUGAUGAACGGACCGUGGCCGACGGACGGAAACCCGGCCCUGGCGGAGGCCUUCUUUACCGGAAUCGAGCGCAAGCGUAGGGAGACGAUGGGAGACCGGAAGUUCUGGUUCCUGCAUAUCCUGGCCGUGCACAGCGACUACCAGGGCCGCGGGGCGUCGAGUUCGUUGCUAAGAUGGGGUGUGGGUCGCGCGCAGGAGGAUAAACUGCCGUGCUACCUGGACGCGUCGCCGGGAGCGAAGCCAAUUUACGAGAAGUACGGCUUCAGGGAGGUGGACCGCCUGGUAUUUGGGGAUAACGAGCUCAUCGAGACUCACAUGGUUCGGGAGAUCGUGCCAAGCUCGGAGGGUUAG
Molecule: messenger RNA, 603 nt
Organism: Parascedosporium putredinis
Lineage: Eukaryota; Fungi; Ascomycota; Sordariomycetes; Microascales; Microascaceae
Source: the annotation of a GenBank genome assembly